GUCCUGAGCUCAUCAGAUCGAAAUGAGAUCCCUUGGUCGCUUUCAGAGCUAGAAGAUGCGUUCAACAGGCUGAAAACACAGCAUGAAAUUCCGGUCAAGUUUUACUUCCAUAUUGACGGGCUCGACGAAUUUGACGGUGAUCAUUACAAGGUCAUCGAUAUCAUGGAGGCACUUGCCCAGCUUCCUAAUUUCAAGAUAUGUGUGUCGAGUAGGCCGUGGAAUCAAUUCAAACACACCAUUGGGCAGUCAAGUGCAGAUUCGAUGCAACUACAUCUCUUCACUCGAAAAGACAUUGAAAAUUUUGCUCGAGAUUCGAUACUAACCCACAGGGACUACCAGAGACAGAACGUCCAGAGACAGCAAUAUGAAGACCUUGUCAACAGUAUAGGGCAGAGAUCAGAGGGCGUCUUCCUGUGGGUGCGCCUAGUUGUGCGUUCAUUACGCGACGGACUUCUCAACGACGACCCGGUCAGUCUCAUAAGGAAACGGCUGGAGCAAUUGCCCAUAGACCUGGAACAAUUUUUUCGGCACAUCUUGGAAUCAGUGGACUCUGUCUACAGUGAGCGGAUGGCGCGAACAUUCCUAUCCGCACUUGCCGCCCCUGAGCCUCUGGAGAUUAUACACUAUUCAUUUCUGGACGAGGAAGACCCAUAUUUCGGAUGGACACUCACAUUCGAACCUAUGGAUCCAACCACGGUCACCAAAAGAGUUUCUGAGACGCGAUGGAGACUCAACGGCCGAUACAAGGGUCUACUAGAGCCGUCUUCAGACGAAGAUUCGAGUCGCGUUACAGUUGAUUUCCUUCACCGGACU
Molecule: messenger RNA, 813 nt
Organism: Paraphaeosphaeria sporulosa
Lineage: Eukaryota; Fungi; Ascomycota; Dothideomycetes; Pleosporales; Didymosphaeriaceae
Exons: 1
Source: RefSeq, a predicted model, not a curated record